Molecule: messenger RNA, 1509 nt
Organism: Gordionus sp. m RMFG-2023
Lineage: Eukaryota; Metazoa; Nematomorpha; Gordioida; Chordodea; Parachordodidae
Product: trifunctional enzyme subunit beta, mitochondrial-like
Exons: 13
Coding region: 31-1389 (452 amino acids)
Biological process (GO): fatty acid beta-oxidation
Cellular component (GO): mitochondrion
Molecular function (GO): acyltransferase activity, transferring groups other than amino-acyl groups
Source: RefSeq, a predicted model, not a curated record
CAUUUAUCAGCUGUUUUAUUUAAUAAGAGCAUGAAAUCAUCCCGAACUGCGAAUUACUCAUUAUAUCUUACAUUUUUUAAAAGAAACUAUGGAACAAAAGAUGUAAACAAAUCUGGUAAAAAUAUUGUUUUGGUUGAUGCUGUUAGGACACCAUUUAUUCAAUCUGGCACACUAUAUAAAAAUGAAACUCAACAUACUUUGUCAAAAUAUGCUAUUAAUGGUUUAAUCAAUCGCACACAAGUACCCAAAGAAGCUAUUGAAUAUGUUGUUUUUGGUAAUGUGGUACAAGAUUGCAAAACUACCAAUGUUGCCAGAGAAUCAUCAUUGCUAGCCGGAUUGUCAGAUAGAAUUCCUGCUCACACUGUAAGUAUGGCAUGUAUAUCAGCCAAUCAAGCUAUUACAACUUGUAUAGGAUAUAUAAAUUCCGGCAUGUGUGACUCUGCUAUUGCCGGAGGGGUAGAAUUGCUCUCCGACGUUCCUAUACGUUUUAGCCGGGAAAUGAGGCAAAUCAUGCUCUCUUACCCCAAAGCUAAGAGCUUUGGUUCUAAAUUGGCCUUGUUUACUAGGAUUACACCUAAAUCGCUGAUUCCCGAAUUACCAGCCAUAGCGGAAUUCUCUACGAACGAAACGAUGGGCCACUCUGGCGAUAGAUUAGCGGCAGCCUUCGCGAUAUCAAGACAAGAACAAGACGCUUACGCGCUAAGGUCCAAUACGUUAGCGGAGAAGGCAUCGCAAGGCGGACUUUUAUCAGAUAUUAUUCCUUAUCCGGUCUUAGCUCAAAAAGAACCCAUCUACAAAGACAACGGCAUAAGAGUAAGCGAUUUGGAUAAGUUAUCGAAACUCAAACCAGCUUUUAUUAAACCCUACGGUUCAGUAACAGCGGGAAAUGCCUCAUUUUUAACGGACGGAGCCAGCGCGGGGCUUAUCAUGACCGAAGAGAGAGCUAAACAACUUGGGCUUAAACCCAAAGCCUACUUGAGGGAUUUCAUAUACGUUUCACAGGAUCCUAAAGAUCAACUAUUGCUUGGGCCCGCUUACGCGACUCCUAAAAUUUUGGAUAGAAAUGGACUGACUCUAAAAGACAUCGACGUUUUCGAAUAUCAUGAAGCCUUUGCCGGCCAAAUAUUAGCUACUUUGAAAGCUCUUGACUCUGACUGGUUCAAUCAAAAUUAUGCUAACCGUAAAGGAAAAGUCGGUGCUAUCCCAUUAGAAAAGUUAAACGCUUGGGGAGGCUCUCUCUCAAUUGGCCACCCAUUCGGUGCUACUGGAGUUAGACUCGUUGUUACAGCCGCUAACAGACUCAUAAAGGAGAACGGAAAAUUGGCUUUGGUUGCUGCUUGCGCCGCAGGGGGACAGGGUCAUGCUAUGAUCGUUGAACGAUACCCGUGACUUAAAGAAGAUGGAACAUAUUUUAAAGCGUUUUUUCAAUUUUAGAAAAUAUUUUACCUAUACUUUUAUUCCCUAUUGUUUAUAAAUUUAUACAUAUUUUCUUUUGUAUUCCUAAAAAAA